Brassica oleracea var. oleracea is the source of this 1504-nucleotide messenger RNA. RefSeq lists its product as uncharacterized. NCBI's taxonomy places the organism in Eukaryota, Viridiplantae, Streptophyta, Magnoliopsida, Brassicales, Brassicaceae. Bases 344 to 1450 code for a protein of 368 amino acids. The record is from RefSeq and is a predicted model, not a curated record. The transcript has a single exon.
GAUAAAUAGAGGUCAGUACGUGGCAGUAUCAGAUUGGAUAAGGAGAAUUAUGGUGUACACGACACGUGGCUUCGUGUGAUUGGAAGAGAAAGCUUGUUACAGAAGAAAAGGGACUCUGCGUAGUCUUCUUCAUUCAUCAAGAAAAAUAUGAGAGUUUGUUAAGAGUCUUCUUCUUCCUUUUAGGGUUUUUUGUUAAGAAUCUUUCUGUAAUUCUACUUUUGGUUCAAACCUGGAAAAGAUCGUUCUAGAUCGGGGUCUUUUGCAAUUGAACUACCGAUAGGUGUUUUAGGAACGUCUAUUCGGAUUUAUCGGUUUGUAUCAGAGCCAGCGCAUCCUCGGAUAGAUGGCAGGCGUGGAGUUUCUGGUCUUCGAUGAUGCUUCCGGUGACUUGCGUCCAUGGAUUUCAGCGUUGGAAGAUCAGUUUGCGACUGAUGAUUACUCGAAUUUGAACAAAUUAGCUUUAGCGGUGUAUCUUAUCGGAGGUAAAGCUGAAGCGUUUGUUCAUCAUCGACAAGAGUCUAAGUAUUUCUAUACUUGGGACGAUUUUAAGAGUAGUUUGCUACUGAGAUUUGGUGAACGUGAUGAUCCAGAACGGAUCAGAUUGCUGGCAGAGAGGGACAAGUCGGUUCUGAAUGGCCGAAAUAGUGAGACUAUCAAGAACACCGAUGCGAUUCAAGAAGUGAAGGAGCACAUCGUGAAUCUUGAACCAAACGAGCUGCAUCAAGAAGAAUCUGCGCUAAAUGCAACUAAGACUAAUGUGGAUCAGGAGAUGGAAGUGGUUUGUUCGAUUCAAGAUAAGAUUUUGCUUGAAGAGAUUAAUUCAGUUCUGGAAACUGAUGGUGUUCAUCCAAGGGAAGCGAUUCCAAAGUCUCAGGUACUGGUUUCUUCAACAAAGUCUGAUUAUGGUGAAAUUUUGUUCAAAAGCUGCAGUAUGAAUAGGAUAACUGCGAACCAGAUUGAUUUGGUGAAGAACAUUGAGUGUUUUGAUGUGGCUUGGCUCUUUAGUUCAAGGAAUCUAAUGGAUUCAGUGAGGGUAAGGGAUGAGUUCUCUAAGAGUCUGUCAGAUACGGAGAGCAUAGGUAAUGCACACCAAAUGUAUGAUCGAAACUCUCUAAGAGCUACAAGUAGUGAGAAACACAUGAAGCAACUUAAGUGCUGGAAGUUCAAGUUCAAACGAAAGAAUUUAACAGGAACAAGGCCAAAAAUUGAACAACACAAGCUCGUGAUUUCAGUAACAAAUCUGGGACAGAACGAGAAGAGGUUCAGUGAUCUUGCUGACAGGUUGCAGAAGGCGAAUACUGUGAGUGAUAGAUGCUCCGGGGUGCAAAAUAUUCAUGGGGCUGUUCUAUGGUUCAACUAUAAACAAAAGUAUUCCAUGAGAAACCUGUCUCUCAUGAUGAAGUGCAGUAAGAAGAAAGAGAGGUUUGAUGUGAUUCAAAGGCUUAAAUAGAUGAGAGAAGAGCUCAUGUUUGUUUUACAGGAAGCAGGACGAAGAUAUGACAUU